Molecule: messenger RNA, 1036 nt
Organism: Penaeus chinensis
Lineage: Eukaryota; Metazoa; Arthropoda; Malacostraca; Decapoda; Penaeidae
Product: twist-related protein 2-like
Exons: 1
Coding region: 436-1032 (198 amino acids)
Biological process (GO): developmental process; regulation of transcription by RNA polymerase II
Molecular function (GO): DNA-binding transcription factor activity, RNA polymerase II-specific; protein dimerization activity; RNA polymerase II transcription regulatory region sequence-specific DNA binding
Source: RefSeq, a predicted model, not a curated record
UUCAGCUUGUGGAACCAACGCUAUUUUGGCGUCAUACAUUCUACAUACACUUUUAAAACAAACAAGCCAAUUGUAGUGACAGCAUUAGUAACUAGCGGCAACCGUGAGUACCAGGGUGCCAGCGAGUCUGGUGACACCACGACAACCCUGCUAUCAUUCUUGCCCGCAGCUAGUGAAUACCCGGUGGUGCCCGACCAGACACCUAACCUCUAGGCUCUUGUCGAGUUAACGGUCAAACUAGGUCAGAUUGAGGCAUUAGGUGUCGCCUUGGAAGUGAACUAGAAACUCGUUGUGACUUGUUUCGACACACGAACUCUCCGCCCUCGGUGCCUUGCAUGACCUCAGGGAGCGUGGUGUCUUUCCCAAGACGCGUUAUCGUGGACGUGAGAAGUAGUAGUUGCACGCGUAGAAUAGUGAGUGAAUAGUGCAGUAGUGAUGGUGCAGCGAGGAUCCGAGGUCUUACCAGGCCACAUGGUGCCUGUGAAGUGCGAGUACUCCCCGCCGCCCUACACGUUGCCCCUGCAGGAGUCGACCGACGCCCUCACUUCUGCGGGAAGUGGGGCCUCGACCUUCUCCUCCCUCAUGGCCGACCUGAGUCCCCGCAGUUCCUGUGGGGGUCACGAGUCCCAAACCACCUCGGGAGACGAGGAACCGCGAGGGCGCAAACGACGGCUGGAAGACGAGAGCGAAGAGGCGAGGCUGGCGAAGGCGAAGAAGAAAUCUCCUCAGAGCUACGAGGAACUGCAGCAGGCGCGGGUGCUCGCCAAUGUGCGUGAGCGCCAACGCACCCAAAGCCUGAACGAGGCUUUCACCUCCCUCAGAAAAAUCGUCCCUACGCUGCCCUCCGACAAGCUCUCCAAGAUCCAGACGCUGAAGCUGGCCAUCCGCUACAUAGACUUCCUGUACCAGGUCCUGGACACGGACGCGCACGACCAGCGGCUCUCUUCCUCCUGCACGUACGUCGCACACGAGCGCCUCAGCUACGCCUUCAACGUGUGGCGCAUGGAGGGCGCCUGGGGCGGCCACCUUUAAGAGA